UUCAGCUCCCUAAUGCCACCUGCCUGACCUAAGCCUUUUCAUGUUGUUGCCACUGCUGGGCGCCUGUGCGGUGGUGGGGCCAUUCCAGGGCCCCAAGUGAGAGCCAGUGAGGGGCCUGCUCUCCGAGGAUCAGAGCUGCAGGGACCCUCGGUGAUGCGGCAACCUGCUUGCCCUCUGCCUCUUUGUGAUCUAGCAGGUUCGGCACCAUUGGCACCAAAUCAUCAGGACACCCCCCAGCAUGAGGAAUGUCAUCAAGGUACCACCACAGGAGUGGACAGUGCCCUCCAUGAGACAUGACACUUGUUUUGGGCCGACCCCUAAAUUAUUCUUCAGUUCUGGCAAGUUCAGGGCCCUGGAUGCUCAUGUGCAACAAUGGGCACAAAAGAAGAGAUGGGAAUACUGGAGGAGCCUCCGGGAACCAGGGGCUCAAUACCUGCUCUCUUGGCAGCACCCAUGUCAGUGUCCACGUUGGGAUUUCCAUACCCCUUCUGAGACCAACUUUUGUACCACCUGCUUUUCAAGCACCUGUAUGCUCCCUCAGGACAGUUCUUGGGGUGUAUGGCAGGUACCCUGGUGUCUCAGUGAUGAACACCCUCACCUGAUUCGCAAGCCACCGCUCCCUGACCUGGACGUGUAUCAUCAGAGGACGGAGCCACCGCUGGUCCACUCCCAGGAAGAGUUAGUGCCAUUGGAGCCUAUUGUCAGCAUGGGGUCCCAUUCCACCACCAUGACUUUAACCACUGCUCUUCCAACCCUCCCUUCAUCUCAGAGGCUGCAGUUCUGCUCUGGAGAAUUCCUGCCUUUUCCUUUCAACCAACAAGUGGGACUACCCACCUGGAAGUCCUGGGACUGUCCACAAGAGGCCUGGACACCAGGGAGUGAAAACCCAAUACUAAGCAGAGAGGAUAUUAGAGAGACCCAGGCUCCAGAGUGGGCAAAGCAGAGAGAGAGCAGCCGGGAGGAUGCCUGGGAGAUGGAGGCAUCUGGAAGGCAACUCCCAACAAACUUUGGGAUGGAGAACAAUGCAGAGACCAAGGUCCUGGAGGGGAAAGGCCAGAGACCAGUGACAAGUAGAACUGGUGGAGAGAAGCUGACCGCAGGGGGGGAGAACUGGGACCACAUGGGAGUUGAGAAUAGAGCCCAAACGCAGGAACCAGGGAAGAGAAACCAGAGGGAGGCGAGAGGCGAGAUUCUUCCUGAAACCCAGGCACAUAAAGUAGAGAACCAGGAAGAGUCAAGAUAUAAAGUUGACGCAGAGACCCAGACCCAGGGAUUGGGGAAGCAGGGCCAGACUGGAAGUGAGAAUGGUGAGGAGUUCCAGGUGCCACAGAGCGGGAAACAAGACCAGAUUAGAGGUGAUGCUGGUACAGAGAUUCAGGCAGAAGGGAGGAGAAACAAGGACCAGGUUGGAGUUGAGAAUGUUGUGCAAACCCAAACAUGUGGGAGGGAGAACCUGGGCGAAGCAAAACAAGAGGAUGGUGUAGAGAUCCAGGCACUGGGGUGGGGAGAGCAGGAAUGUGAUGGAAGUGAGCAUGUUACAGAAAUCCAGACACCAGGGUGGGGAAAGCAGGAUCAGGGUAAAAGUGAGAAAGAGCGGGAAGAAAUCCAGAAAGAACUAAGACAUGAAUUGCAAAUGGGGUGGAGUGGGCAAGGCCUGAGAAGAGGCAAGGUUGCCGGGGAAACCCAGACAUCUAAAAAGAAGAAGCUCAGGGAGAUAAGAGGGGAGGAUUGGGUCAUGAUCCAGAUAGUGUGGUGGGAAGACCAGAAACCAGUGGCACGUGAGAUUGACAGAGAAUUUGAGACACCACCAUAUUGGGGGAAUCAGGGCCAGAUUGGAGCUGAAUGUAGAACAGAAAUGCAGGCACCAAAGAAGGGAGACCAGAGAAAGGACAGAGAGGAGGAUGGCAUAAAUACCCUGGCACCUGAGGUAGAGAACCAGGGACAGAUAAGAGAUGAAACUCAUGUAGACACCCAUCCACCAGACGGGAGGAACCAAGAGCAAUUUGGAGAUGAGACUAGUAUAGACAUUCAGUUGCCAGAGAUGGAAGACAUGAGAGGGCUUAAAGGUGAAGAUAAUAAAGAGACCCAGGAACUUGGGGAAGAAAACCAAGGGCAGUUAUACGACGAAAUUAAUGGAAAAUUUCACACACCAAAAUGGAAGAACCAGGAACACAUUAAAAGCAAGGAUGCUGCAAAUACCCAGGCAUCUGAUGCACAGAACUGGGGAGAAUUAACAAAUAACAUUGAUGGAGAAACUCAUUCAGCAGAAUGGAGGAAAGAGGAGCAAGCUGGAGGUGAGCAUGGCACAGAAACCCAAACCCCAGAGAAGAGAAACCAAAGAGAACCUGGAGGUGUAGAGACCCAGGGACCUCAAAGAGAGAACUUGGAACAGUUAGAUCAUGAAAUUGGAGAGAACCUGUCACCAGGGAGGAGGAACUGGGAGCAGAGUGGAGGAAAGAACGAUGCAAAAACUCAGACAUUGGAGAAGAGAAACCAGAGAGAGGUUGGAAGCGAAGAUGGUAGAAAGAUCCAGAGACUUAGAGGCGUGAACCAGAGACGGUUAAAAAGUAAAGUUAAUGGAAAGGCCUGUACAUCAGAGUGCAAAAGCCAGGAGCAGAUUGGAGAGGAGAAUGGUGCAGAAACGCAAAUACAAGGAAAGAGAAACCUGCGAGGGACCACAGGUGGUGAUGGUAGAGAGACCCAGACACAGUUAAGAAGUCAUAUUGAUGGGAAGAUCCAGACACCAGGGGAAGAGAACCAGAAAAAGGGUAGAGAUGAGGAUGCUGCAGAAAUCUGGGAUGUAGGGAGCCAGAGAAAGUGCGGAGCUGCGGAUGCUGGAGAACCUGGAGUUCCAAGGGGAGGAAUCCAGGACCAGGUCGGAGAACGGGAUGCUGCUAAAGGCAAUCUCCGAGUUGACUGUUAUGGGGACGAGGGGCUUCCAGUCCUCACUGGCUCUGGGUAUGGGGCCCUGGACCAGGAGCAAGUAGUGGCCUCUGCUACCUGCCCUGAGAUGAAGCCUCUACCACACCAGGCUGAACUCUUCUUGCUCUCCAGUGGGGAGGGAAAGCAUUUGGCCAGCCAGAACAUGGCCCCUGCCAGGAAGCACAGAGUGGGCAUCAGUCCGGCCUCCCUGCCGGCCCCGUCUAAACCCUCGAGAAGCCGACAAAGGGACAAAAGAGUGGAUGCGAGUCUGGCUUGGCAGCUCCAGAACCCACAGUCUCUGGCUGUUUCCCUGAACCUGCCUUCUUCCUGCCCCUCUGACUCCUGUGGCCAAGCCCCCCAAGAUGCCACAGCUCUAUUGGGUGUUCCGACUGCCCUCACUGUCCUGCCCAAGGAGCCAGUCCUCACGAAGAGCCAGCAACUACUCCUAGAGGCCCUCCUGCUGCGGAGGAUUGAACACCUGAAGUGGGGCUUCCCCCAGCGGGUCCUGGAGUCCCAUUUGCUCUUUAACUCGAUAGAUCCCUGCCCACUGCCCUUUCCUGGGGUGCAGCUCCCUGGAUUACACACAGCCUGUGAGCCCCAACAGCAGCAGGAAAGGCUUUGUGAGGCUCAGGACUCCAGGCCAGGCCUUACGUCCCCUGAGCAGUCCCAGAGGGUUCAACCCCCAGCAAGAAAAAGCUCAAAACUUUCUACACAGGCCAGAGCUCUGGAGAAGUGCGAGCCACAGGGAUCAGAGCCCAAGGGCAUUUGCAUCCAUCUCCCCAAGCCUUUGAGCGUCAGUCCACCAGGGGGCUCUGGAGAAAGACAGGCUGUCCAGGAGGAGGCUCCUCCUAGGGCCGAGCUUCCUGCUCCCAGGAGCCCUAGGCCCGCAGCAGAGUCUAGGAACGGGACCACCCAGGAAAGCGUUGGCGAUCCUUCCAGUGAGAAGAGCAGGAACAGGAAAACGGUCAGGCCAGGAGUCUCCCAGAUGUCAGAGAGGGCUCCCAGCAGAGCGACAACCCCAUACUCCAGGGCAGGCCAUGGGCACCUGCGGAAGCAGAGCACGCCCCAGGAGGCCUCCCAGCACCCCAGACUCCAAUGUCAGCAGCCCACACACCCGAGGAGAGAGAGCCUGGAGGGCAGAGGGGCUGAGCUGCAGUCUUCCCCCUGCUCCAAAGACACCUCCAGCUUCAAGGGGAGUCUCCACUCUGCCGCCAGGAGUCUGAGCAUAAACUGUCUCAAUGAGACAUCGUGGGCCCCACACCUGGCCAAGCCCCAGCACUCAGCCCCCAACCUGAACCUGAGGGGCGCUGACCCUGCCCUGCUUCCCAACGUGGGUGACCCACAUGGAAGGGAGAACAGCAUCGGGGUCCACACUUCUUCAAAGAGGGACCUUCAGCCACCAGGUCACUGCUGUGCUGGUGCCGCUCUUCCCAAGACAGAAAGCCUCCAGGGUCAAGGGGAACCUGAAAACCCAAACGGGGCGCCACGGAACCCAGCAGCCUCCAAAAAGCUGGACUUUUUAAAGCAUGUGCGGUGUUUCCUGCCCCGGCAUUGCUUUAGAAAAUAGGCUGCAGGCCCGGCAUCCUCAGAACACACCGGAGAAGGCAUGAGAGCGGCCUGUUCGCCCCCAAAGCCUCUAAUAAAAUUGGUUACUUGGGAA
Messenger RNA from Eptesicus fuscus (big brown bat), 4582 nucleotides. RefSeq lists its product as uncharacterized. Lineage: Eukaryota; Metazoa; Chordata; Mammalia; Chiroptera; Vespertilionidae. The coding region runs from base 239 to 4489 and encodes 1416 amino acids. The transcript is spliced from 2 exons. The record is from RefSeq and is a predicted model, not a curated record.